AAAUAUCGCUUGAGCGUACAUAGCUUUCGAGACUUGUACAGUUUUUGAUUACAUUCGUUCUGUGCGGGAAAAGUGUAGGGCGUUUUCGACACCAAUUAUAGCUGCUCUUGGUGAAAAAGAGGAAGAAAGUGCGGAAAAAUGCAAUUAGACAAUUCCAAGAUUACUGCACUAAAUGCCCAUACCUACUUGGGAUUUCAUUUAGUGAAAAAUAUUGGAAAAUGUUAUAUGAACGUAGAUCCAAAAGACAACUUCAUGAAAUAUAGUGCCUUAUGUCUUCCGAGACUUAUAUGUUAGUUACUUACAGCAAAAGACAAAACAUGGAGAAUAAGGACUUUAAGACGAAGUAAGUCCACUAAGUCUGAUGAUUUAAAAAAGAAGAAUUCCUUUUUUGGAAAUCGAUAGCUUAAAUCAACAGCAAAAUAGGAGCCAAUUUUCAAGAUUUAAAGAUCUUAUUUAUGCAUCAUUUUCAUUCGAAAUCUUUAAAUGUAUCAUAUGACAACGUGUAAAGAUGGUCGAGAAAACGUCAAAACGUUUUGACGUUUCGUAAUACAUACAUAUAUUUGAUGCCGUGUGUGUCAAUUCAAUGGGAAAAACUAAAUUGAUUGCAAAGGUGGUAAAUUUGCUUUUUAAAUAAUGAUUCAAGGUCAAUAAAUGAGUAAAAUUCGUUCUCUUUCACCCCUCUUUGACCCUCUUCGUGCCAUCUGUAAAGCUCUUCCACGACUUUUUUACGGAUUCUGCACGCCUUCCUUUUCGUCUUUACCUUUUUCCUGCUUUAAUGUCUGCUUCACUAAUGUUUUAUCUCUACUUUCCCGCAUUUUCACGCCCGUGUUUUUUUCCUCUUAUUGCUUCACGCGUCCUUUUUUUCGCCCCACUUCAAAUCUCUUUCGCAUCUUUAAACCUCCUUAAAAACCGCCUUUUUGCCAAUAGUAUGUAAAGUCGAAAGUAACGGCAGUUUGUUAACAAAUCCCCUUAUAUACAAUGGACGACUUUUGUACAAACCGAAACCGAAAUAUAUAUAGAAAAUUUCCAUUAUAAUCCCUCUUAGAAAACAAAAUUUGAUUUUGAUACAGGAUUUUUCGCACCUGCUUCCGUUACAUCUUCUUCAUGGGCGAGCACCUCCUUUAUAAAAGCUUCUACCUUUACAGCUCCUAUCAUUACUUCUUUCCUGUACGUCUCACCCCUUCUCGUUCCAUUUAGAUUUCCUUUAUACAUUUUUCACGCCUCCGUAAUUCUUAUUUUCCAACUCUUUUUCACUUCUUUUUCUAAGGUUUCCUUUCUGUACGCUUAUUUCGCUCCAUACGUUAUUUUUAUGUGAUGAUCUCAUCAUUUCUCCCACCCUCAAACCUUUUUGUUCGCGUUUUCUCUAUUUUACGGCUUUUCCGCAUCGCCUUUUUUGUUCCUGCUUUGUUCACAUCUCGUUUUGUCGUCCCAUUCGUUAAAAUUUCUUUCCUUUUUUUACAUCUCUCCCCAUCAUUCAUCAUACUUCUUUAAAGCCUUCGCCACUCGUUCAUUGUGUGAUUCAUAUCAUAUCCCUUAACCCUUAAUAAGUUCGUGUUCUUAAACGAUAUACGAUAUCUGCCACAAGAGAAUAUCCACCAGGCGUCCCUUGUGCGGCAGCCACCUUGAAUUCCAAUAUUUACCUCUUAAACGUCGGAAAUCGGGGUGGGAACAUAGUUUUGAGGGUUCGGCAUAUCCAAAUUAAGAUAAAAAGGCAUGUUACCAACUUUUACAAAGAAAUACCCCUAUCUUCAUCAAUAUCAACAGAUUUGUAAAAUGGUACCGUCUAUAAAAGGCGUCAACUCUUUGGACGUGACAGCUUUCGCGUUUUCAUACCAAAUUUACCUGUAAUUUAUCGUUAGAUUCUAUUAUUGUAAUUUGUGGUAAUUUUUUACGAUCACUUUACUAAUUGGCUUAUUUCAUCGUUAAAUUAAUUUGUUUAAAAACCAUGUUUUCUUCAUGUAUUGUUCUUCUGACACUGUCGACGAUUUACAGUACCUAUUCAAAUCGUUGCCGUCUUUGGAAUGUUGUUGCGGUCAUGUUACUUCCAACACGUUGUUUAACUUAGCCUUUUUGCAUUACCUAUAAACAAAUAAACUAUCCCAUAACAACAUGAACCAGCUAGACAGGAAGGUUUUCCUCGAAACAACGGAAAGAAGAGAAGAGAACUUUUGGUGCAACAAACAAAAACCUUGCAGUCGAAGAUGGACCUGUAGACUUGAGGCUUUGGAAACUUCUGAGCUAUCCACAGAAUGCGGUGCAAGUUCAUAAUAAAGAUGACUUUGUCAAUAUAAAAUACGAUGGAGAAUAUACCAAUCUCGGCCAAUGCAGUUGCUGUCUGUUGAAUUGCCCAAAGGUCCAAACUACGAACUGAUACAUAAAAAAAAUAAAUAAAUGGCCCUAAGUGCGACAAAUAGUUUACAUUAAAGCGUUUAUGAGUGCCCAUCCUUAUAACAAUCGUAUCGUGUUAUCUGAUCAACUUAGGUGCUGUAAAAUGCUUUAAAUUAUCGUAUUUAAGUUAGAGCCACGCCAAUGUAUAUAAAAUUAACGGCAGUGUCUCUACCUCCAUCCGCGCAUUCAAUGGGAAAGGUACGUUUGGAAACAAUCGACAAAAACGGAAUUAUCGUCACUUACGAUCCACGAAAAGGAUUUACCUUCAAUGAAGUUACGGACGACGAUUCGGUCCUCUACGAGUGCAGAUUUAGUAGAGGUCUCGCACGAUUUAAAGUUCACAUCCUGAUGGACGUGAAUCUGUUGACGUACUCAAUUGCGAAACCCUACCUGGAGGAGUUAAGCGGAGGCCACACGGUCGUAGGCGAAAAACUGACACUAAAAUGUACAUUGAAAGUCACUGUGCGAUCCUCAAUGGAAUGGGUUACCCCUGACAGAAAUGGGAUAAGGAGCGGACGCAUAUCAGUUAGUAAAUCAAUUGCCGAUUCAAAUGAAAAGUACCAUCAAAUACUGACCAUUGAGAAAACUAAACCGAUUGAUCAAGGCGAAUACACUUGCAUAGUUAAAGAUCCAAAUCAUGUCAAUAAUAAUACGAGAUAUGUUAGAAUUUUUGACAAAGCUGAACAUUUCAUCAAUUUAACUGAAGAAAAUGGCGUCUAUGAAAUUUCGGUCAGUGCAGGCGAGCCAAGUAUUCAAUGGAGCAUUAACGUCGAGGCCCAUCCUUCCCCGAAGCUCGUAUGGCUUGAUAACCACAACACCGAAAUACAGGCGGGGUGGGCCGAUAACGGAAACAACAAAAAGUACGAGGUGCGAACCGAAAACCACGAAGCGUUUUUAAAAAUUUUCGACAUUACGAUUUUCGAUCGGGGCACCUACCAACUGAAAGCAAUCAAUGAUUAUGAAGAGAAAACCCUCAAUUUAUUCUUGAAUGUCACAGAUAAACCAACCGUGCACAUCGAAACCGACAGUUUCCAUGUCAUCAACCAGCAAAGUAUCAUCAAAUGUAAAGUUGCGGCGUAUCCCGACCCCUCGAUUUAUUGGUACUACCGAAACUGCUUGGAUAACUCUUGCCAAUUUGAACCAAGGAAAGCCACUGGGACCGACACGCAAGGGUUACUGAAAACCUCCUUCCUAAAUUUGACCUCGGAUCAGUCCGGUUUUGUGAUGUGCACAGCCAACAAUUCUAUGGGCUCGGACCGUUCCAUCAUGGGCCAUUUUCUCACAGAUGUCGAUAACGGUUUCGGAAUUUGGGGUUUCGACGAAGAAACGAAAGAAAUUCACAAUGAGAUUCCUCUUUACCCCAUCGCUCGAGGGGAGACUAUCACCAUGUAUUGCGCCGCAUCAAGAUAUAACUACACGGAACAGCUCAAGUGGUACAAAAACAACGGAUCGCACUUCAAUCCAAUUGAAGAGAAUGACCAUUUUAAAAUUGAGAAAAGCUCGACGGAGUUCUCGAACAAACUAACGCUCACCAUACACCAAAUUGGUUUCGAUGAUUCCGGUAACUAUACAUGUCAGGUUAAAGAAAAGUUUAUCACAGAUUCGCCGAAGACUCAGGACAUGUACCAUUAUGAUAACAUCACGUUAUCUAUCAAAGAUCCAUCAUCGCCCCUAAUUACUGACACGAAUCUCAACGGUUCCACGUUUACAAUCGCACUCCCUGACGAGUUCCGACUAUGGUGCUUUGCCGUCGGCAUACCUAAACCCACAAUAACCUGGUACUUGAAUGGGGAGGAGAUCGUUGAAAGGAACACGAAAAGUAGAAUUACGUUCUUCCAAAACGACCACGUGCUUCAAAUUCCGUUCACUCAGGUGGAGGACGAGGGCGAGUACACCUGUCGCGCCAAAAAUAAAAUUGGGGUUGCAGAAAAGAGGAUAUCGCUGCAGUUUAAUAAUAAACCGACGGCUAAUCUAAUUUUCGUGUACGUUAUUGUUGGGAUUAUAUUCUCCUGCCUGGUGGUGUGCAUUUACACCUGCCUCAGGUACAGGAAGGAGAAGAAACUAAGAAGGGAGUUGAAGAGAGCUGGUCUGGCAAAUUUCGAGAAUGGUGCGUUGGAAAGCCUAAACCCUGAGUUGGGUAUAGACGAUCAAGCUGAGCUAUUGCCCUAUGACAAAAAGUAUGAGUUCCCCAGAGAAAAGCUAAAGUUAGGUAAACAACUGGGGUCGGGCGCUUUUGGCGUUGUCAUGAAAGCCGAGGCAACCGGAAUCGUUGAAGGGGAGGAAGUAACCGCAGUUGCAGUAAAGAUGGUCAAGAGAAAUGCGGACUACACGUACAUUAAAGCGCUCGCUUCAGAGUUAAAAAUCAUGGUUCACUUGGGGAAGCAUUUAAACGUCGUUAAUUUGCUAGGAGCGUGCACUAAGAACGUUGCCAAGCGAGAGCUAUUGGUCAUUGUUGAAUUUUGCCGCUUUGGCAACCUCCACAAUUACCUUCUUCGCCACCGCAACAGUUUUGUGAAUCAAAUUGAUAGCAAGACUGGAAAAAUUGACUACACUUACGGCUCUGAGCUACUAGAACGCUCUUUUUCGGUUUCUAGUAACAAAAGCUGUAACUCUCCUAAUGUGAAGUAUGCUGCAUUAACGUUUUCACACAGUGACAACAAUCCCUUACCAAGAGAUAUGGUUGAUUAUCGAGGAAACUGCAACUAUAGUGGAAAUACUGCAGUUACGGACACGACCAUGGUUUCAAUGACACCCACUGGUGGAGAAGACUGCUUAAUGACCGGUAGUAACAGUAACAGUUCACAACCCGAAUGGCGAUCGAAUUACCGCGGUGACUACAAAGGGACGGUCAAGCCGAUCUGCACCAAGGAUCUGAUAACCUGGGCGUUCCAAGUGGCCCGCGGUAUGGAAUAUCUCGCGUCACGAAAGGUGCUUCAUGGUGAUUUAGCAGCCAGAAAUAUUCUGCUGGCGGAGAAUAAUAUUGUCAAAAUUUGUGAUUUUGGACUAGCCAAGAGUAUGUACAAAAGUGAUAAUUACAAAAAGAAAGGGGAUGGACCAUUGCCGGUGAAGUGGAUGGCUGUGGAAUCCAUACGCGACCGUGUCUUCUCGACGCAGUCCGAUAUAUGGUCUUAUGGUAUCGUGCUGUGGGAGUUUUUCUCAUUAGCUCGAACUCCCUACCCUGGCAUGGAGGCGAACGAAAUUUUCUACCAGAAAUUGGCGGAUGGUUAUAGAAUGGACCAACCUGAGUAUGCCACCGAUGAAAUAUACAAAAUGAUGUGCGACUGUUGGCACCCAAAACCCAUUGCUAGACCGACGUUUACAAAGUUAUCCGAAAAAAUUGGCCUAAUGCUCGAAGAUAGCGUCAGACAGCAUUAUGUCGACCUAAACGACCCUUAUUUGGUAAUGAACACUCAACGCAUCGAAGCGGGUCACAGUGACUAUUUGGCAAUGUUGAGUCCACCAGAUUUUGAGCACCUCUCCUCCCCUCACCAUUACGUUAAUGAUGACGUACACCUCAACGGAAACAUUCCUGGUAUGGACACACCUGGAUACUUAUGCAUGAAACCUUCCAGCAUAUUCAGCCCCCGCGAGCAGUGUGAUACAGUUUUCAAUUUUGACGUGGACAAUAGUAAUAGAAAACAUAAAAAUAGUGACACUGAACUAGCGUUGGGCACCGAACUGUUACCGAUGCUUCAUACUCAGAACGAAUCAGACUGUGAAUUAAGUCCCUGUGUCAAAACGCCCACAAGUUUUUCAAAUCCGUCUUAUCAUAUGCCCCCCAUUAUUAUGGAAAAGACUGAUGAAGAUAUUGUGAAAACCGCGGACAAUUACGUCAACAUGCCACAAAACAAAAAUGCCAUGAAAAAUGAAAAAAAUCUUAAAGAAUGCAUUAGUGCCACAAAUGAAAAGGAUGCGAAUCACUACGUUAAUAACAAUACCCGGGAUUGGGAACGAGUGCAGGUUUAAUGUGCGUCUAGAGGGUCUGUGUAUUACAAGUGCAUUUGGUUGUAAUUUAAUGAGGACCCGUUGAUGAGCAUGAAAAGCACGACACUCAUUUAUGAGUAUUAUCAGAACAGUACACAAAUAUUUAGUGCAACAAUAAGAGUACCUGAAAUUGCACGUAAGGACAACAUAUCCAAACAAUAUUAUAUAUUGUGCCAUAUAUCAUCUCAAUAUUUAGUCAUUAGACAUAAUUGUGUGUAUGAAAUAGUGCUUGUAAGCUAGUUCUGUGAUGAAUACCCGACAUUAUGUUCGAUAUGCUCUGCGAAGAGAUUGUGCAGAGUACAUUUAACUAUGUCAAAGCGCCUUUUUAUGUACUUUCAUUAGGUAAACCUAUUUAAUACGACUAAAUCAAUGAACAUAUGAAACAAAUGACCGAAUCGGAAAUCAAUGGCCCCAAGAAGAUAUUGCUGAUCAGCUUUAUCACAAAAUGAUUGAGCAAAGGAAAACAAUACUGAAGAUCUCUAUUAUGUAUAUAAGGAUAAAGUACGAAAUUAGAUUAAGGGAAUAUAAUCGUGUUUUUAUUUAUAUAUUUUAUGUAUAUAAAACCAAUAUAUGACGCAAAAUGUGAUUUUCAUGUUGAAAAUUA
Molecule: messenger RNA, 6976 nt
Organism: Photinus pyralis (common eastern firefly)
Lineage: Eukaryota; Metazoa; Arthropoda; Insecta; Coleoptera; Lampyridae
Product: vascular endothelial growth factor receptor 1-like
Exons: 20
Coding region: 2530-6354 (1274 amino acids)
Biological process (GO): multicellular organism development; protein phosphorylation; positive regulation of kinase activity
Cellular component (GO): signaling receptor complex
Molecular function (GO): transmembrane receptor protein tyrosine kinase activity; ATP binding
Source: RefSeq, a predicted model, not a curated record